AUGCGACCGCCGCCACCUCGACUUUCUGCACAACGAAGACCUCCCCAGCCCUCCGGUGGAAACCUCCUUGCGCCUCCCAAAUUGAAAUCUCCAACCCCCCUCCGUCCACCCCCCUCUGCCGCAGCAACACUAAGAGGACCCGCGCCACGGGGCAAUGCAGCGACGCCAGCAGGCAGCCUAACCACCAGCACUCUCGCGCCGACGCAAAGAAGCUCACGAAAAGUCAUUCUUGAGCCCGGCCACUCCCCCCUCGACUGGGCCGCGCUAGUUUCCAAUCCGAAAAACAAUCUGCGCGGCGCAGGUUUGCCCCCAAAUUUGAUCCGCGUGACUCCCUCGCUCCUCAAAUCGCAUCAUGGCCGGAAGGGGGUCGAUGCGUGGACGUCGUACAACGGCAAAGUGUACAAUAUCACUCCCUACCUCCCGUUUCAUCCGGGUGGAAAGGGAGAGUUGAUGCGCGGGGCGGGUAAGGAGUCGGAUAAGCUGUUCUUGGAGAUUCAUCCUUGGGUUAAUUGGGAGGGGAUAUUGGGGGAGUGCUUGGUGGGGAUCAUGGUGUCGGAGCAUGAGGCGGUGGGCGCGAAUGAGUUGGAUGCGAUGGAUUGA
Molecule: messenger RNA, 600 nt
Organism: Talaromyces proteolyticus
Lineage: Eukaryota; Fungi; Ascomycota; Eurotiomycetes; Eurotiales; Trichocomaceae
Product: cytochrome b5-like heme/steroid binding domain-containing protein
Exons: 1
Coding region: 1-600 (199 amino acids)
Molecular function (GO): heme binding
Source: RefSeq, a predicted model, not a curated record